GGGAACUCCCGCUGAUCUUUCUCUUAGGUGUGCCUCAGCCAUAAGCCUGCGGUCUGCAACUUCCCGACCGUGCGUAGCUGGGACUUUAAAGGUCUAUUUUGGGGGGUAGAAAGGCAGUUCUUGUUUGAUUUCAUCUGGGUCUGGUCUGGUCCUGGUGUCAGAGUAAUGGGACAACGGCAAAGCAAGGUCGACCCGGAGAGUCCACUGGGACAAAUGUUAAACAUCUAUAGUCGGCCUGGAAAUUUAGGUCCCGGCAUGAGUCUCAAACGACUCCGGAUUUUAUGUCGCGCCUGGAAUCGGUGUACGUACGAAGAUGCUUCACUGCAGUUUCCUCACCUUGGUACUUUUGAUCUUAAUAAGUUAACUUAUCUCCGAGGGGUUUUGGAAAGAAUGGGCUUUGAUGACCAGAUAAGGUACUGGUGCUGUUGGGAAAAAGAAGCAGAGAAACGCCAGCCACCAUCUCUAAUAGCUAGUCUGGUAGAAUCUAAGGGAAAGCUUAAGCUACAAGUCAAAGAGAUCCAAGAAGAGUCUGUCUCUUGUCCUGUGACCUUUUGUGCGCCCCCUCCGGUCUCUAGCCAGACCCUGUAUCCUUCUCUGUCCUCUUUACCUCCCUCUGAAAUGCAAGCUGAUCAUUUUUUAGGUUCUUUGGCCGGCUUUCAUACCCAACCUCAGCUCCCACCUGCUGAUUCACCUCCUCCAAUCCCGAAACGUCCUCCGCCUCUUUCCCUCCUUCCAACUACUGAAAAUCCUAAAUUACUUUCUCAUAUUCCACCAACAACAUUUCCAAUGGUUAAUGGGCUCUUCCCGACCCCUAAUGGGCUUCCUGCUGCCCUCCCUCCUAUCUCUCCUGGGUCUGUUUCCCAAAAUACCCCCUUUCAUUCCCAACCUCAGCUCCCACCUCCUGAUUCACCUCCUCCAAUCCCGAAACGUCCUCCGCCUCUUUCCCUCCUUCCAACUACUGAAAAUCCUAAAUUACUUUCUCAUAUUCCACCAACAACAUUUCCAAUGGUUAAUGGGCUCUUCCCGACCCCUAAUGGGCUUCCUGCUGCCCUCCCUCCUAUCUCUCCUGGGUCUGUUUCCCAAAAUACCCCCUUUCAUUCCCAACCUCAGCUCCCACCUCCUGAUUCACCUCCCCAAAACCCGAAACAGUCUCCGCCUCUUUCCCUUUCUCCAGCUACUCAUACUCCACCGCCACCAUUUCCACCUGCUAAUGGGCCCUCCCCAACCCCUAAUGGGCCCCCCGCCAUCCUUCACCCCACCCCUCCUGGCAUCCUCUCCUGCAUCCCUCCUCGGUCUCUUUCUCUUCCCUCCCCUCAGCUGUCUGAUUUGUCGCUGUCUGAACUACAGCACCAUCUGCCGUCCCAUUUGCACAAUACUUGCCAAGUGACCGUGAAAAGUUGCUGUAUUAUGUCGUUUACGGAUGAAAAUUUCCCCCCAUUCUCUUUGGACUGUCCGUCUUCUCCAGCUCUAGAGGCGCCUCUCCAUGAAUAUCCAGCUCGAGUUCCUUGGACACCAGAUGAUGUUAUGGAGCUUUCCAUUUUUUUCCCAAAAAUUCAAGAAGACCCUAAGGAUUUCAAAGAUAUGCUGGAAAAAGUUAUUAAUUUAUAUAACCCAACUUUUCACGAUGUCAAUUUACUUUUGUCUACUAUUUUACCCCCACACGAAGUGGAAGACCUGUUGGCCCAAGCUCAUAAGCCAGCUGCCCAAGGCCAUCAAGGUACUAAUUGCCCAUUACACUACUCAGGUCAUGACCAAGCCUUAGUUGAUGCUCCUCAAGGUACCGAUGAUUGGUGGAAGGUGGAACAAAUCAAGCAGGAAACUGAUGAAAACCCACAUGACUUUCAAGCUAGACUGUUUGCUGCUAUGCUCAAGCAUACCACUAUAGAUCCCUCUGCAGCUAGAAUGAGCCCCUUGGUUGUGUCUACGUUCGUCAAUGGUCUCCUUCCUGAGCUUCAACAACGUAUUAAAGAUGCAGGUGAGGAUUGGAAAUAUGAAACUCCAGAACAAAUUUUGUACACUGCUACACAGUUCUUUUUACAAGAUAAAGAAAAGCAGAAGAGCCUCAGAAACCAAGUGAGGUAUUUACCAGUUCCCUGGCUUCAGCAACAAAGUCCAUCCUACGGCCGAGGCUGGAAAAGAAGUAAGGGCACAAAACACCAUCUUUUCCACCAAGCUCCACGCCGAGGCAAGGGUCGCAGGUUUAAUCCUCAGUCUCUUUCUACGGGUCCCAAGUUUAAUCCUCAGUCUGGUCCCUUUGGUUCUUAUGGUACUAAUGCCUGUUAUAACUGCCAUCAACAAGGACACUGGAAAAACGAAUGUCCCUAUAAGUUUUCCUUAAAUCAUUUCUCUAAUCCCUCUUUUUUUCGAGCAACAAAAUUUUCUCCUCCUUCACCUCAUGAUGAGUCAGAGGUACUGCCAGCACCAAAGAGACUCUCUCAAGAAGGUUCAGGGUGGAAUCUUUCAAGUAGCGACCAAGAGGGUGAUUACCAAGGCCACUCAAAGACAGGAGAUGCAGCAGCCGGCAGCGCCAGAGAGGAAGACUGUGCUCCUAAGAAGGUGGUGAAGGAUGAACUUCUACAAAGCCACAGAUCUGCAGAGCUAUCAGUCAAAGAGCAGGAUACUUGGGGUCUGUUGGAUGGGAGGAAUCCUUUCAGAUUUUUCCUCACUGAAGUAAAAGGAAUUAAGUCUGAGUACAACUGUGGCACCCUUCACAUAAAAGAUAUUUUGUAUACCCUUUUUGGGACUCUUGUGUCAUCUGCUCAGUUUACCUUUUGUAUAGAUGUGGAAUGGCUUAUCCAUCAGUACCCAAAGGAGUUCAGGGACAAACCUUUAUUAAUCGUCCAUGGAGAGAAACAAGAAUCUAAGGUGGCUUAUCUGCAAAAACAAGCACACCCCUAUACAAAUAUUCAUUUUUGCCAGGCUAAGUUGGAUAUUGCCUUUGGAACCCACCACACGAAAAUGAUGUUGUUGUGUUAUGAGGAAGGCCUCCGUGUGGUGAUACAUACAUCCAAUCUUAUUGAAGUUGAGUGGAACCAGAAAACACAAGGCAUAUGGCUAAGCCCUUUAUAUCCAAAGCUACCCCCUGGAGCUCCUGGGUCUGCUGGUGAAUCCCGUACCAAUUUUAAGUCUGAUCUGAUCAGCUACUUGAUGUCUUACAAAUCUUUGGCUCUCAAUGAAUGGAUUGAAGUAAUCAAGCAACAUGAUCUUUCAGAGACAAGAGUAUAUCUUCUUGGGUCCACUCCCGGCCGAUUCCAAAACACUGAAAAAGAAAAAUGGGGUCAUCUCAGACUAAGAAAGCUUUUAAGAGAUCAUGCGACACAGGUACCUGAUGAAGAUUCUUGGCCGGUAAUAGGACAGUUCUCAAGUAUUGGAUCCCUGGGAGCUAAUCGGUCCAAAUGGCUGUGCUCAGAGUUUAGACAAACUUUGGUCACUCUAGGAAACAGUGCGAAGUCUCCAACAGAUCAGGAGGUUCCCAUUCAUCUGAUAUAUCCCACUGUGGACAAUGUAAGACAAAGUUUGGAAGGUUAUCGAGCUGGGGGCUCUAUUUCAUACAGUACAGAGAUUGCACAAAAACAGCGUUGGCUCCACUCUUACUUCCACAAAUGGUCAGCUGAAACUUCAGGUCGUAGCCAUGCCAUGCCUCACAUUAAGACUUACACGAGAGUGUCUCCAGAUUUCCAAAAAGUUGCCUGGUUUUUAGUUACAAGUGCCAAUCUUUCCAAGGCUGCUUGGGGAGCAUUUGAAAAAAAUGGUGCCCAGCUGAUGAUCCGAUCGUAUGAGCUAGGAGUCCUCUUCUUGCCUUCCGAAUUUGGCUUGGAUACAGGCUUUUUCCAAGUAAAGAAGAACCUGCUUUCUGAUGAGCCAGCAUCAUCGUUUCCUGUACCUUAUGAUUUACCUCCAGAGAAGUAUGAAAGCAAAGAUCAUCCAUGGAUUUGGGACAUUCCUUAUACUGGAGCGCUGGACACACAUGGAAAUACGUGGGUUCCUAAAUGAAGUUUAAGUUUCUGCUGAAACUUCAUCAUCUAUUACUGAAUCCACUAACUAAGACUGAAGGGAGGGUGGUUUCUAUAAUACAGAUAUAUACACAGAUUAAAGCUGUUCCUUUAAAGAAAUAAUUUUAGAUUGAAAGCCUUUUUGGGAAACAAUAUUAGCUAUGUAACUACUUCGAAAUACAGUGCUUUUAAAACUACAUUUUAUAAACUUUAAAAGACUCAGGUGAAUGAUGUCAGAAAGCUUUCUUCAUAAAUCAGCAUGAAUAUAUUCAGCAUGUUUCCUAGGAAUAGUAGCCCCAAUGAAAGGAAACUUGUAUACAGUUUGAAAUAAAGUGAAUAAAAGU
Messenger RNA from Eublepharis macularius, 4336 nucleotides. RefSeq lists its product as uncharacterized. The record is from RefSeq and is a predicted model, not a curated record. Lineage: Eukaryota; Metazoa; Chordata; Lepidosauria; Squamata; Eublepharidae. The transcript has 15 exons. Gene Ontology annotation, molecular function: zinc ion binding; double-stranded DNA binding; 3'-tyrosyl-DNA phosphodiesterase activity. Gene Ontology annotation, biological process: single strand break repair; double-strand break repair; viral process. The coding region runs from base 166 to 3993 and encodes 1275 amino acids. Gene Ontology annotation, cellular component: nucleus.